Messenger RNA from Bactrocera dorsalis (oriental fruit fly), 2346 nucleotides. RefSeq names its product GRIP and coiled-coil domain-containing protein 1 (gene GCC88). The record is from RefSeq and is a predicted model, not a curated record. Gene Ontology annotation, cellular component: Golgi apparatus. The transcript has 3 exons. Lineage: Eukaryota; Metazoa; Arthropoda; Insecta; Diptera; Tephritidae. The coding region runs from base 96 to 2231 and encodes 711 amino acids.
AUAAACACAAUCAUGAUCAUCAGCUGUUUUCUGUCGACGUAAACGAUAUAGGCUUCAAAUUAUUUAUUUGGUAAAAUGUAAAUUUUCUCCAUAAAAUGGAUCGCAAUAAACGUGAAUUGGAGACUUUGGUGUCUUCACAAAAGGAGCAGCUAAUUCGUUAUGAAAAGCGCUUGAAAGAUGUGGUCACCGCAUAUAAGGGCUUGCUAAAAGAAAAGGAAGCUCUUGAAUCAAGUUUGGCUGCACUAACAACUUCGAAAGAAACAAAUAACGAAAAAGCAUCUUCAGAUGUCUCCUCAAGAAGCACUCCAGAUGCUGUCGAUGCUAAAAAGAUUGACGACCCCGAUAUAGCACCUCCUGAUGAUUCAAGCUGUGUGAUAGAUGAAAAGCAACAAUUGCAAUCACAGAUCAUGACAUUGAUGAAUUCAUUGGCUACUUUAUCAGCAGAGAAGUCACGGAUGGAAGCAUCCUUUCAGGCUGAUAAAAAACAUUUACGAGGCCAAUUAACACAGAAGGAUGAUUGCAUCGCCGAUUUAAAGAAGACGAUUAAAGAGAAUGAAGUUAAAGCUAAGGCUCACCUGGAUGAAAUUAAGGCAAAGUGGAUAAUAGAAUGUCAGGAGCGGGAAAAAGAAACAAAUAAUCAGAUGAUUAUGAUACGAGAGUUACAAAAGCUAUAUGCUGAUGAAAGACAUCUGAAGGAAAAUAUUGAAAUGCAAUUAAACAAUUUCAAAACACAAUUCGCCAAUAAUGAAACAGAGAGUGCCCGAAUACGCGAACUACAAGCACAACUAAGAGAGACCAAAGCACAGUUGAAAGAAAUGAAAUUGGGAGGUAAUAGCUCGCAACUUGCCGCGAAAGAUGCCGGUGACCCAACAGAUAAUAUGAUUAUACUAAAACAAGUACAACAACAAAUGCAACAACUUAAGGAACAACACGCAGUUGCAAUAAAGAAUGAACAGCGACGUGUGCUGCAAGCAGAAGAUCAAAGUAGACGCCAGGCAGCUUUACACGAAGAUCGUGUCGCCAAUUUAGAGGAGCGUUUAGCCGAGCUAAGUGCAACCGUUGGAAACUAUGAUCGUCUACGACAACAGGAUCAAGAAAGCAUACAUGUACUGCGAAAGAAACUACAGGAGUUAGAACGAAGUUCUGAUUCACAAUCGAGUUUGCCAAGCGAGCUAAAUUCUUUCGAUGUGGAUCAUUCUCGACGUAGGAAAAGUAAUAUAACCUAUGAUAUUUCAGUUAUAGUUGACGAAAUUAUAAAUCUGAAAAAGUUGUUGUUGGCUGAAAAUUCGCGUAGUACAAAUCCUGUCGAUAUAAGUAAAUUAUUUACAGUUAGCGCGGAUCACACACAAUGUCACGAGGAAUUAGCUAGUUUACAACACCAAUACGACUCUUGUAAGGCCGAACUGGCACAACAACAAGAACGUUUACAUAGCCAAAAAACGCAUAUAUCUACUUUGCAGGAGAAAGUAAAAGUGCUAAAUCGUAAUAUCGAUGAGCAAGAAAUAGAUCUAAAAAACCAGGCGGAAAAAAUGAGAAACGGUAUAAAAGAAGAACGUGCCAAGUGGAAAAAUAAAUUAAGUGAGUUGGAGAAUGAGGCACGUUGUAAAGUGGUUGAUUUGGAACAGCAAUUACAAAAACAAAGACAAAGAUCCUUGCAACUGCUCGAUGAAAAGGAGCAAGAAAUAAAAACAUUGCAGACAUCUUUUGAGAUUUUUCAUAAUGUAACGUUACCUUCGACCGUUGACGUCCAUUCUGAGAACUUGCCCACUUCAGCAUCCGAUGCUGAGAGUAAUGAUGGAGUUGGAGCAGGGACUAGCAACACACAAUUGGGCUCAAAGGUUCCAAUUAAAUCGAAAAAGCUUUCAGUCGGUGAAAAUUGUCAUAUGCUACACUACGCCAAUGAGAUAGCUCGGAAAGAUAUCGAAAUAGCAGCGUUGCGAAAAGCAAAAUACGUUGCUGAAUCAAGUUUGCGUAAGGCUAUACAGGAGAAGGUGAACGCACAGGAGGAUCUCUGCGAUAAGAUAGCUUCACUAGAGGAGCAAGUCGACAGGCUGGAACGUUGUAAAACACGAGAAGGAGCCAAUCUUGAAUAUUUGAAGAACGUAAUCAUUAGUUAUAUUGUAACACGAGAUCCAGAUGGCAAGCGGCAUAUGUUGAAUGCUAUAAGUGCUGUAUUGCAGUUAACAACAGCCGAGAUGCAGACGAUUAAUAACGCAUUCCAAAAAAAAUAAAAUCCUGUAUUUGCACCAUGUACGAUAUAUUGUUAACAGUAUCAACAUUUGUAGCAAAAAAAAUUUUUAACAAAUUAUCUAAUAUACCUAUCAUUUUAACAAACCCUGAAUAGAA